UUUACAAGAUAUUGUAACUUCAUAUUGUCAAUACAUAAUUCGCUUUAAUAUGCUUCUUCAGUUGACAAUAUAAAUCAUGAAAUACAUAAAAUCUUAGGAAAAUUCAAAUACAAGCAUUAUUUGGAAUAUUAUUUAGGAUUGUGUAAAUUUUAAUUUUGAAAGGUUCCAGGUAUCAGUGAGAAGAACAUCAAGUAGAUCAAGAUGAUGAGUCAUUUUAAUGAAGAUAGUGAGAACUCAGACUACUGCUCAGUAACAGGAGAUGAAAGUGCUGUACAAGAGAGUGUACCUACAGCUGAUCUUCAAAAAUUAGAAGUUUCAAAAAAUCAGCUUUUAUAUGAUAUAACAAAUUUAAGAGGAAUAGUGUGUGACUACAAAGUUAAGAACAAGAGGUUGAUCAGAAAAAAUAAAAGUGAAAGAGAUACAUGGAUAGAUGAAGAAAGGAGAUUUAGGGAAAUCAUUUCCGACAAAAAUGCAGAAAUAAAAGACCUACAGUCAAAGGUAAAACGUCUCGAGAUAAAACAUAAAGAUCUUACAGAGCAAUAUAAUGUUUUAAGCAGUACUCGACACAAAGGGGUGUAUGAGCGACAAAACAGAGAAUUAUCUGAAUCAAAAGCUGAAAUAGAGAAAUCUAAAGCUGAAAUACAGGAAUCCAAAGCUGAAAUAGAGAAGCUAAAAGAGAAAAUUCUGCUUCUUGAAAAAGCUUUAAAAGAAAAAGAUGAAACUAUCUGUGAAAAGGUCACAACAGAAAUGAAAGCUGUUGUACAGAAUAAUCAGGACGAAAUGAUGAAGAAGCUGACUGAAACUCAAAGGGCCUAUGAAGAUAAACUUGACAAGGUACAUGAAAAUAUGAUGAACGUGAUUACAGAAAAAGACAGGUUAAAUAAAGAAAUGAUGACUGAAAUGGCAGAAAAAGACAGAGCGCAUAAGGAACAGAUGUUUGAUAUGUUUAAAACAUUUGCAGAAAAACUUGAAUCGAACAAGAGUACAUCCGAACAACAAAUGCCAAGUUUUGAAAGACGUUCGCAGCGGUUUUUCAAUGGAACCGAUAGAGAACAUGAGAAAACAUACGAAAUACAAAGUAAUUACUUUGUCAGUAGAUUUGGACAAUUACCCUAUGAACAUUUAGAAACGAAUAUGGAAACGACCGAAAUACAAGAGCUGAAUUUGUUACAACGACCAGAGAGCUUGCCCGGACAUCUAGUUUCAAUGAAGAAAGAUGUUGACGGACAAAAAUCUGUUGUGGAUGAGAAAUCAGAGAAGGUACCCAGUGGCAAGAUCGUAAAAAACAAUAAUUCAACUAAAAAAAAUCCCACUCUAGUUACAAAGUCGGCGCAGUCACAUUAUGUAACAGUCCAGCAGCAGGGGACUAGUUUGGAAAGAGAUGCUCAUUAUUUUCCAAACAUCAGAAGACAAAGAUGUUUAAAAUGGUGUAGUCCAAACGCUCCUUGGAAAUACCCACAAGGCAAAACAUGAAUGGAAUGACAUUUGGGAAAAAAUAAACUGUAAAAUAAAAAAAAAAAGAACCUGAAGUAUGCAAAGUGAGAACCUUGAAAAAGGAGAACUUAUUUGAAUAGAAACAGCUGAAAGUAUUUCUACAAAACGAUUAAAUACGAAAUACAGAACGUAAGAUAUUUUUAUUGUAUUUUGGUGCAGUUGGAGGAGGGCCAACGUCAUCGUGUGUAUGUGUAUUUGCACUUGAUUGUUGUUUCUAUUUCAUUUCAGAAAAUAAAUGAUCAUGUUAAACAUCCAAAAACUCUUAUUGAACUAAAUAAGUAAGGCAAUGGUUGUAUGGAAAACUGUAUAGCAGAAUAUUUUCAUUUUCAGUGGUACGUUUUUAUUGCAUAUAUUCGCAUCAAUUGUAUAUAUAUGUAUAUAUGAUCUAAAUUUAUCGUAGUAUGUAACUGAAUGUUCGUCUAUCUCCUUUGCUUUUCUUGCACUUAAGAUAUUAUCAGUAGAUCUACAUUACGUUAACAGUGUUUUUACAUUAAGAUUAUAGUUUUAAACGUUUCUUUACAUAUCUAUUGCUAUGCAUUUGUGUUGUUUAUUAAACGGAGACAUGUUUCAUGUCGAAACUAGUACAUUUCUUAAAGAUAUUUCUUUUCUUUCGUCUAGAAUUUUAGGAUUUAAACAAGUGUGUUCCGUUUUUUUUUUCAGGAUAUAACUAUGUAUUGACUCAUAGGUUUUAACUUGUGAUACCAAAAGGUUGCGAGAUCAGACAAACUUAGCUUUACUGUUUAUUCUUCAAUCAAUUGACCUGCUUAUAUAAUUAUCAAAGUAGGGUGUUUGUUUGUUUCAACGCUUGCAAAACAGCAUAUGUAAUCUUUCAACAGAAUUUCUUGAAUAUUAAAAUCCCAUACUUCACUAUUAUAAACAUUAAGGAAUAGUAUCAAUAUGUACAUCAGGUAACAGUUAGCAAAUAAACAGCACAUAAAUUACCCUUACGGAAAUAUUAUAGUUUGCGUGUCAUAUAAUGGACAAAACUGGGCUUUUCACAUAAAAACUUUGUUAAAUGAAAUAGGUAUGUCAAAUAUUCGGUUACAGCAAGAUAGACUUGAUAUUAAUUUACAAAUAAUUAAACUUAGAAUACUAGAUACUUAUAAACAAAGCUGGUACGCAAACAUAAAUAAUUCCAAUAGACUUUCAUCUUAUAGCAUUCACAAACACAUAUUUGAACUAGAAAAAUAUCUUAAUAAUAAACAAUAACAAACAGAGAAUCGCUUUAACUAAAUUUAGAACAUCAGCUCAUAAUUUAGAAAUAGAAAGGGGUCAACAUGAAAAUAUCCCCAGAAAAAAUAGGAAAUGUCGAAAUUGUCCUUUAAAUUUGAUAGAGACAGAGUAUCACUUUUUACUAGUAUGUCCGAAAUACUAUGAACUGCGAAGGAAAUUUUUCAAACCAUAUUUUUGUAGAUAGCCUACAAUACAGAAGUUUGAAUCACUUAUGUCAAGUACAAACGUUAAGCUAUUAAAUAACCUGGCAGCUUACUUAUAUCAUGCUUUCAACGAACGAACUUAGAUUAUAUUUUUGCUCAUUUUACUUUGACUAAACGAUAGAUGCUUUCAGUGUUUGCUGGUUUGUGUAUCUACCGGGAUUGUGUUCUGUGGCGGCCUCUGAGCCAAAUGAUUGCAUACACUGUGUUUGUAAAUACGAAUACCUUACAUAAAUACAAUGGUAUUCUGUGUAUAUGAUAUACGUCAUCAUCCGAGAACGUUAUUAAUACAAUAGUUGAAUAAAUUCCGCAGGUAGUAGAUUUAAUCUUACAUAGACCAACGAACUGGUCUUUUAUUUUUGGUUUUCGGAAAGGCCAACCGAAGUUUGGUCCAUAGACAUAAAUCAUAUCCGAAAAUAUUUACAACAUCGUCCACACCUUGACUUUUGGACAUAUCUGUCAAGGAACUAGCUUUUAAAUAUCGUAGCUAAAUCUUUGAUUAAUGCUUCAGCGUACAUCUAUUUGCGGAUGUUCUCGUAUUAAAAAUUUCGUUUCAUAACGUCAUUGAGUUUAGAGGAUGAAACAAGAAAUAAUGUGAUUUCGAUACCGAUGUAUAUAUGUAAUGGCAAUUCAUGGCUUAUUUUAUUUAUGUAGUGAUUAAUUUCGAACAAUGAGCCGUUGAUACUCCUUAGCGUCACUUUCUCAAUGCAAGGUCCAAUAAUACCCGUUAUAUCCACAAAUUAAUUAAACAAUGCAAGGGAAAUAACCUCUGCAAGUUGUCAUAUAUUACAAUCAAAAGUUACUUGUCCUUACCCUGCUCUUAGUUGUGUAGAUAAGAGUAAAUUAUGAUCAAGUUCUCUUUCAUACCCCUUUUGUUGUCGGGAGUUAUGAUACAGAAGUGUACAUGUAAUAGGUGUUAAUCUACUGAACUUCUCAGUUAAAUGUUUGGAAACUACAGGCAUGUGUUAUGCUUUACAACAUUGUGCUGUUUAUAUAGACUAUAAAUUGUAUGUUUGCAAUUUUAUGUCGAAUAAAGAAUAUGUUAUGUUA
Mercenaria mercenaria is the source of this 3977-nucleotide messenger RNA. RefSeq names its product CAP-Gly domain-containing linker protein 1-like. Bases 202 to 1473 code for a protein of 423 amino acids. The record is from RefSeq and is a predicted model, not a curated record. NCBI's taxonomy places the organism in Eukaryota, Metazoa, Mollusca, Bivalvia, Venerida, Veneridae. The transcript has 3 exons.